Harmonia axyridis is the source of this 3084-nucleotide messenger RNA. RefSeq names its product SWI/SNF-related matrix-associated actin-dependent regulator of chromatin subfamily A containing DEAD/H box 1 homolog. The transcript has 15 exons. The record is from RefSeq and is a predicted model, not a curated record. NCBI's taxonomy places the organism in Eukaryota, Metazoa, Arthropoda, Insecta, Coleoptera, Coccinellidae. Gene Ontology annotation, cellular component: nucleus. The coding region runs from base 292 to 2988 and encodes 898 amino acids. Gene Ontology annotation, molecular function: ATP binding; chromatin binding; ATP-dependent chromatin remodeler activity.
UAUAAGCCAGUUGGCACCUCUGGUUGAUGGGUUUGUAAACCAUAGCAUAAAAUGUCAGUUAGUCAAAAAAAGUAAAAUUCAGUGUAUUUACAUUUACGGUUUGGUAUUUUUGUGUUUAGUGAUUGGGAGUGAUACCGAAUUUAUGGGUACAUGCAACAAUUUUAUACAUAUAUUCAAGAUUAACAGCGUUUUUUGAAUAAAUAAAUAAUAUUCAAGAGCUAAAGAAAUCGAUUUUAUUUUAUAUUCUAUACACAUAUUUAUUUUAAAUAUUGACAAUUUUAAACAUAAACAAUGUCUGAUGAUAAUGGUUCUCAGUUGAAUUUGAGAGGUUUUAGGAUAAACAAAAAAACCUUUAGUCAUGACCCAACAUCAACAUCUAGCCAUUCUGGGAAUGGUGAAUCUGGGGUGUCGUCUGUUAAUCCUUCAGCGCCAAGAAGGAGAAGAAUAAUAAUACUCCCUACUGAUUCUGAUUCUGAUUCAGACUCAAACCAAAUCAUUCAACCACCUAAUAGCACUAAAAAUAUUCAACCAGAAAGCAGUUCUAAUACUCCCAAUAAUAUUGUUGUGACAAACGGUGUCAGAAGAACAAUGAAAACACCAUCAAUUUUGGAGAAAGAACGUCAAAUGAAAUUUUUACUAGAUAUGUUUCCCCGCUUGGAGGCUAUGGUGAUCCAUGAUAUGCUUUCCAAAUAUAAUUUUAAUACUGAUGAGGCUGCUUCUGAGUUAGCAAGGUUACAUGGUAAAGAAGUCUUGCCAGGGGGUUAUGCCAAGUGGAAAUUGGAUUAUCAGCAGAAGGUAAUCCAGUCUAAUGUUUCCAGGGAAGAAAUUCAAAGAAGUUUCAAAAGGCAGGCUUCAGAAAAGAUAGAAUCUGGCAAAAAGAGAGUGAAAAAGAGAAAAACCGCGGAUUAUGACACUGAUGAUAGUACAGAAGGUAGUAAUUAUAAGGAUAGAAGAGUUUUCAACAGCGAUGAUGAAGAUUCAGAUGCUGAAUUGAAUGAUGAACUUAUGGGAGAUAAAAAAAAUGUUUUUGAUUUCCUACAAAAUGCAACGUUAACAGAACUCCAACUAAUGAAUAGCUGUUCCAAAAAAAAAGCUGAAGCUCUAAUAGAAGCAAGACCUUUUACUGGAUGGAUUGAUUUGGUGGAGAAAUUAGAAAAAAAUAAAAACUUGAGCACUGACAUAUUGAAUGCUGCACAGCAAGUGCUUUAUAUUCGUAAUAAUAUAAAAAAUUUAAUGAGAAAGUGUUCGAAUAUAGCAACUUCGAUGGAGAGAGCAGUAGCUGCUGGUGCCGGCGUCAAGGAGCAACCUCGAAAUUUAUCAUCAGCGUUGAAGUUGACUAGUUAUCAGAUGGUUGGUUUAAAUUGGUUAGCAGUAUUACAUUCCCAGGGAGUAAAUGGCAUUUUGGCUGAUGAAAUGGGCUUAGGUAAAACGGUACAAGUUAUAUCGUUUUUGGCAUAUUUGAAAGAAACGGGCCAGGCCAAGGAUACGCAUUUAGUUGUUGUACCUGCUUCUACACUAGAUAAUUGGAGGAACGAAUUUGCAAGAUGGUGUCCAGAAUUGAGAGUUUUUAUGUAUUAUGGUAGUAUAGAAGAAAGAAAAGUUUUUAGGAUAGAAUUCGCUCAAGGGGUACUUGAGGAAUUUGAUGUUGUACUUACUACGUAUACAACAGUAGCCAAUACCCCAGAAGAACGAAAAAUGUUCAAAGUGAUUCCUAUGCAUUAUGUGAUAUUUGAUGAAGCUCAUAUGUUAAAGAAUAUGAAUACUCAAAGAUAUGAAAAUCUUAUAAGGAUCAAUGCCAAACAUAGAAUUUUGCUGACUGGUACUCCAUUACAAAAUAAUCUGCUUGAGUUAAUGUCAUUAUUGAUAUUUGUGAUGCCGAAAAUGUUUGCUGAGAAAACAACAGAUAUAAAGAGUCUUUUCCAAAAGGGUUCGAAAUCCAAUCAAGCUGAUGGAAAUGUACCUACGUUCGAAAAAGAGCAAAUUGAAAAGGCAAAACGGAUAAUGAAGCCUUUUGUGUUGAGAAGAUUGAAACAGGAUGUCCUAAAGGAUCUUCCUACAAAAACAGAUCAUGUUAUGCAUGUACCCAUGGCACCUACCCAGAAAGAACAGUAUGAAACUUUAGUUGCUUCUUAUCAAGCUGCCAAUUUAGAGGCUAAGGAAAAUGACGAGGUACCUCUUAACAGUAUGACCAUGAUGACUGACCUACGAAAACUAAGUAACCAUCCACUUUUGUUGAGGUACCACUAUGAUUACACACAAAUCCUAGAAAUCGCAAAAAGGCUUGCGAAAGAUCCAGGUUAUAAAGACACCAAAGAAGAAUACAUCAUAGAUGAUUUACUCUGCAUGUCUGAUUUUGAUAUUCACUCGCUUAUCAAGAAUUUUGCUUGUCUGGAUAAUUAUGACCUUCCUGAUAAUCUUAUACUAUGCUCUGGAAAAUUUUUAUUUUUGGAUAAAUUACUCGGAGAACUGAAACAAGGAGGACAUAGAGUUCUUAUUUUCAGUCAGUAUGUGAUUAUGUUGAAUAUCAUGGAGAAAUAUAUGAAAUUAAGAAAACAUGAAUACUGUAGAUUAGAUGGCAGCACACCAGUAGGUUUAAGGCAAGAUUUAAUAAAUGAAUUCAAUGAAAAUAAGAACAUUUUUGUCUUCCUUCUCUCAACAAAGGCUGGCGGAUUAGGAAUAAAUUUAACAGCUGCAGAUACUGUGGUCAUACAUGAUAUUGAUUUCAACCCCUAUAAUGAUAAACAAGCAGAAGACAGGUGUCACCGAAUGGGUCAAACAAGACCUGUUACAGUAUAUAGACUAAUUUCUCAGGGAACUAUCGAAGAGGGUAUGCUGGAGAUGAAUAAAGAAAAGCUUAAAUUGGAACGACAAAUUACAGAUGAGGGAGACAAUCCUGAUGUUAAGAGUGUGGUCAGAUUGCUCUCAUCUGCCCUUGGCGUAGACUCCAAACUGGUACAUAGGGAUUCAUUGAAGAAAUCAGGAAUAUAACCAUUAUUUUAAAUGACUUUUGUACAUUCAAAUCGUGAUAUCCAUUAACUUUUUACUUGUUGGCAAUUUUCAAUAAACUAAGUUUUGAUAAAAUGA